Messenger RNA from Eurypyga helias (sunbittern), 732 nucleotides. Its product is annotated as NADH-cytochrome b5 reductase 3-like. The annotation marks the transcript as partial. Lineage: Eukaryota; Metazoa; Chordata; Aves; Eurypygiformes; Eurypygidae. The transcript is spliced from 8 exons. Gene Ontology annotation, molecular function: oxidoreductase activity; FAD binding. Gene Ontology annotation, cellular component: mitochondrion. The record is from RefSeq and is a predicted model, not a curated record.
UUGGGUCGGAUUGUGACAUUCCCAAUAUGGCUCAUCUACACCGCCUUCCAGAGGCUUUUUGGGAAUCCCUGUCCUGCGAUUACUCUGAAGGAUCCUGACGUAAAGUAUGCAUUGAGGCUUGUUGAUAAGGAGGAAGUUAGUCAUGACACCAGAAGAUUUCGCUUUGCUCUCCCUUCCAUGGAUCAUGUUCUGGGUCUCCCUAUAGGACAGCAUAUCUACCUGUCGGCACGGGUCGAUGGAGCUCUGGUUGUUCGGCCUUACACUCCGGUUUCCAGUGACGAUGACAAGGGCUUCGUGGACCUUGUUGUUAAGAUCUACUUCAGAGGAGUCCACCCGAAGUUCCCCGACGGGGGGAAGAUGUCUCAGUACAUAGACAGCCUGAAAAUAGGGGAUACUAUUGACUUCAGAGGACCAAGUGGCUUACUUGUCUACAAAGGAAAAGGCAAGUUUGCUAUUCGCCCUGAAAAGAAAGCUGAACCAGUUAUUAAGCAAGUGAAAUACGUGGGGAUGAUUGCAGGUGGGACCGGGAUAACCCCUAUGCUGCAGAUCAUUCAGGCAAUCAUAAAAGACAAAGACGACCCUACCGUUUGUCAGCUGCUCUUUGCUAAUCAGACCGAGAAGGAUAUCCUGUUACGUUCCAAGCUAGAGGAGAUCCAGGUCCAGAAUCCCAGUCGCUUCAAGUGUUGGUACACGCUGGACAGAGCGCCUGAAAGUUGGGAUUACAGCCAAGGA